Molecule: messenger RNA, 1266 nt
Organism: Aedes albopictus (Asian tiger mosquito)
Lineage: Eukaryota; Metazoa; Arthropoda; Insecta; Diptera; Culicidae
Product: lipase 1
Exons: 3
Coding region: 43-1263 (406 amino acids)
Biological process (GO): lipid metabolic process
Molecular function (GO): hydrolase activity, acting on ester bonds
Source: RefSeq, a predicted model, not a curated record
UUCAAUUCCAACCAGCAGGAAUAGUAGUUCUCAUUGUAAGAAAUGUGGUCUAUUCUCACAAUUUUCUGUUUGGUUUUUCAUAUAAUCCAGCUGGAAGCAUUUGUUCUCCCAGAUGACAAAAGCCUUCAGGUGGAAGAUGAAGACGCAAAACUAAGUACUGUUCAACUCGCUACGAAGUACGGCUACCGAGUUGAAACACAUCACGUUCAGACCGAGGAUGGAUUUAUUUUGGAGUUACAUCGAAUCACCGGGAGCGGCUCAACGAUAUACGACAAGCAACUUCCUCCGGUGCUGCUGAUGCAUGGAUUGUUCGCUUCUUCCGCGGAUUGGGUUCUUCUUGGUCCUGGCAACGCGCUGGCUUAUCUCCUCAGCGAUAUGGGACACGAUGUGUGGCUCGGCAACGCCCGGGGUAAUCGAUACUCGCGAAAGCAUAUCAGCUACAGUCCCGAUAUGAACAAAUUCUGGGAUUUCUCGUGGCACGAAAUCGGAGUGUACGAUCUACCCGCAAUCGUAGAUUACACGUUGAAUGUCACGGACAAGGAGAAGUUGCACUAUAUUGGUCAUUCACAAGGCACGACCGUGUUUUUCGUGAUGUGCUCCGAGCGACCGGAGUACAACGAGAAGGUUCUGUUGGCUCAGGAGCUGGCACCGGUCACUUUUCUGGAACAUAUGAACAGUCCGUUGUUGAAGGUUAUCGUGAAACAUCUUGAUGCAAUCGAUAUCAUCGCAGAUCUUUUCAGCUGGAAGGAAUUCAAACCCAUUCCUUCAGUGGUUCUUGAAGUGGCGAAAAUUCUAUGUCCCCAAUCAAAACCGAACAACUUGUGCGUAAAUUUACUUUUCCAAAUAUCCGGCGCCAAUCCAGACCAAGUUGACCCUAAAAUGGUUCCAAUUUUUUUGGGACACAUUCCGGCGGGGUCUUCAACUAAGCAGAUACUGAACUUCGGGCAGGAAGUGCGCUCGGCCCUGUUUCGACGGUACGACUACGGAAAGCUGAAGAACAUAUUCGUGUACGACCAGCCGGAACCACCAGCCUACAAUCUGUCCAGGGUCGUUGCACCGGUCAUCUUGCACUACGGACCCAACGAUUAUCUAACGCACGAAAAGGAUGUGCUACGGUUGGCGAAAGAACUUUCAAAUUUGGUCGAACUCCAUCGAAUUGAGGUGGAACUCUUUAAUCAUUUGGAUUUUCUCAUAGCCAAAGAUGUAAAAGAUAUUUUGUAUGUAAAGCUAGUUUCAAAUAUUGAAAAAUAUAAUAAUGAAUAGAAA